UCCGUCGUCAGCAACGAACGUGCAAACAGAAAAUACAUCAAAAUGUCAUCUCAACGGAUGCUCUUCUUCCUGGUUCUUAUAGCCAGCGUAGCUAUGACAUUGUCUGCCACGAUAAAACCAAACGACUUGAUCUUAGGUUCACGUUUACCCGGCGAUCAUUUGCUUCAACGUGAAUUCAUCAAAAUACCAUCGAAGAUUAUGCAAGUCGUUAAGCAUAAACAAACGUUCAUUGGUGAUAAUUACAGUAAAAUUACUCAAGUCAAAUUGCUCGAUCAGAACAAGAAAAGUAAUGGUGCUACGGCUGCUAUCGUCAAUGGUGGACCUGGUUUGAGUUAUGUUGGUGUUGAUUUUAAAAGCAAACGUGGACACAGCAUCGAUUUCAUUGUUGAGCUUUAUGGAAGAUGAGCAAGUAUAACGAAGUCUUUGGUGGAUUCGGAAAACAACUUGAAAUUUGUUUUUGAAAUGCUCUAAUAAAAAGUGUUUUAUUUUAAAAUCAUUGCAUUUUAAAACAAGAAUUUCUCUUAAACCUAGCUAAUUUGUAUUUGUCAUUAAAUGUUGAAAAUAAGUUUUCGAAAAAUUUACUUUUAGGAGAGUAAGAUUUGCUCUUAUGGAUUUUGAAGUAGGCGAUAUAUCUUACAAGUUUAAGUUUUUUGUAGAAGUUUUAUGAUUUUUGCAGUGAACGCGACAUUUAUUUAGAUAAAAU
Molecule: messenger RNA, 703 nt
Organism: Phymastichus coffea
Lineage: Eukaryota; Metazoa; Arthropoda; Insecta; Hymenoptera; Eulophidae
Product: probable salivary secreted peptide
Exons: 2
Coding region: 43-405 (120 amino acids)
Source: RefSeq, a predicted model, not a curated record